UAUUCACCGUAUGGAGUCGAUUUUCUUUAAGGGGACACCACACCAGAUUCACCCACAAUACUCAAUCUGCUGCUUUCCGCGGCGGACCCCGGUUUAUUCUCGAUCCAUACCCUUCCCUGCAAACUUCUAUAUAUACUCGGAUGCUUCAUUACCUCUGCACCUCAACGCGUUUAAGUUGUCUGUUUAAUUCACAGAACAGAACAGAGUUUUAACCUUUUCAAACUCAUAUUUUGAGUAAUGGGUAUUGCAAUUAAUGCACGCAACUGGUGGGCACUGAGGAGGCAAGACAUGGCCAUGGCUUCCAAGCCUUUUCGUCUCGCUACACCCAGUUCCUCUGCUCAACUCACAGCGAAGCAAUGCUCACACGAUGGAGUGAAAGCAGGGGCAAAGGCAGCCGCAAUUGCAUUUGUCGCAUCUGCAAUCCCCGUGAUGAUGGGAGCACGGGCCAUUCCUUGGGCAAAGGCGAAUCUCAACUAUGUAGCUCAGGCACAUAUCAUCUCUUUAGUCAGUGGAGCAGCAUACUUUAUUGUAGCGGACAAAACUAUUUUGGCCUCUGCCCGGAAAAACUCCUUUGAAGAAUUAGCGAGCAAUGGGGAACCCUCCUCCUGAAUGGCGGGAACAAAACUGUAUGUGUAUAAAGUAGAAGCUGCAAUCAUGGGUGCUUGUUAGGAUAUACAAGUGAACCUUCAAGAAUGGCAGGCUAAUGCUUAGGAUUUCAGAAUGUGUAAGAAAACAAGAAGCUUCCCAUUUCCCUCGAAAUAGGAAGAAAGAUGGAAGAAAUAUAAUAUAAUUAUUCAAGAUCAUUUAAGCCUA
This is a messenger RNA of Cryptomeria japonica (Japanese cedar), 813 nucleotides long. Its product is annotated as early nodulin-93. Lineage: Eukaryota; Viridiplantae; Streptophyta; Pinopsida; Cupressales; Cupressaceae. Bases 238 to 609 code for a protein of 123 amino acids. The record is from RefSeq and is a predicted model, not a curated record. The transcript is spliced from 4 exons.